Molecule: messenger RNA, 1292 nt
Organism: Phaethon lepturus (White-tailed tropicbird)
Lineage: Eukaryota; Metazoa; Chordata; Aves; Phaethontiformes; Phaethontidae
Gene: GGH
Product: gamma-glutamyl hydrolase (conjugase, folylpolygammaglutamyl hydrolase)
Exons: 9
Biological process (GO): tetrahydrofolylpolyglutamate metabolic process
Cellular component (GO): vacuole
Molecular function (GO): gamma-glutamyl-peptidase activity
Source: RefSeq, a predicted model, not a curated record
CCUCCCCCGUGGGCAACGAGAGACCCAUCAUUGGGAUAUUGUCACAGGAAUGUCACUUCGAGAAGUUCCACAGAUUUGGAAGUUCUUAUAUUGCAGCUUCAUAUGUGAAGUUUUUGGAAUCUGCCGGUGCCCGAGUUGUGCCAAUAAGACUAAACCUUUCAGAUGAAGAAUAUGAUAAAAUAUUCCACUCUAUUAAUGGGGUACUUUUUCCAGGAGGUGGUGUGGAUCUUAAGACUUCAGAGUAUUCCAGGGUUGCUAAGAUAUUUUACCACAAGGCAUUAGAGGCUAAUGAUAAAGGAGAUUAUUUUCCAGUAUGGGGAACAUGUCUUGGACAUGAAGAGCUGACAUAUCUCACAAGUGGCGAAGUUUUACUUGUUAAUACCAAGACAAAUGGAUUUGCACUCCCUCUGAACUUUACCUCAGCUGCAAAAGACAGUAGGUUGUUCAAGAAUUUCCCUGAUGAUGUAUUACAUGCAUUUGCUACCGAGCCCUUGACAUCAAACUUUCAUAUGUGGAGCCUCUCCAUGGAGAAUUUCACAAAGAAUGAAAAGCUUCGUAAUUUCUAUAACGUUCUGACCACUAACAUCAAUGAUGAAGUGGAGUUUAUAUCUACCAUGGAAGCAUACAAAUAUCCAAUUUAUGGUGUACAGUGGCAUCCAGAGAAAAAUCCUUUUGAGUGGAAGAAUUCACCAGGCAUUCCACAUUCCCCAUCAGCUGUAAGAGCAGCAUAUUAUAUAGCUGACUUCUUCAUUAAUGAAGCCCGGAAGAGCCUGCACCAGUUCCCUAGUGAAGAUGAGGAAACAAAAGAAUUGAUUUAUAAUUAUACUCCAGUUUAUACAGGAACAUUUUCUUCAUUUCAGCAAAUCUACUUUUUUGAUUGAGUACCGUGUCAAAGGUGCAGUGUUGCUAUUUAUAAAUGGAAUUAUUUGCCAGCAUUGUGUAAUUAAGCUAAUAUAGUGCACUGCACGUGACAGAAAGCCCAAACAGUUCUCUUACUUUACAGUGAUUUAUCCUGUGUUUCUUCUGCACUCUUGGACCAUUAAUAUAAAAUUUACAUUCAAUAACGUAACAAUUGUCCUGGAUCAUACUUUAAGGCAAGCUACAGAAAAAUGCAUUUUUCUUCCAGGGAGGCGGUCUUGAUUGAGCUUAUAAACUUGGAAGUAAUCAGGUUAUUACAAGGAAAAACGCUGUGUUCAUAUAUUUUAAAAUGUGAAUGUUAUCUUUGUAAAAUGUUGUGAACUGUGAUAGCACUAGAAGCAUAGGUACAUUGCUUAGUAAAAUCCUGUCUUUUC